UCGCCGGCGGGGCCAGAGCCGCGGGGCCUCGCUCUGCCCUCGCACGUGGGCAGGAGCCGCCGGCGCGGCCCUCCCGCCCCGCUGCUGCGGGCUGCGGGCGGCGGCGGGGCAGGUGGCAGAGCCGCUCCGCGGCGCCGUUUCCGGGAGGUGCCCGGCCGCCCGCAGGUGAGGGGAGGCCGGCGCGGCGCGGCGCGGCGCGGCGCGGCGGGGCGGCCGCUAUGAGGCUGCUGCUGCUGGCGUGCCUGCGGGCGCAGACCGGCAACGCCACCACCGCCGCCAGGAUACAGAAUCAUCUGCAUGCUGCAGGUCACAUCUGCAUUCUUAAAGAUGCUUUUGGCUGUGAAAGUCCGACUGAAAUAGCAAAUCUGAUCUCUACAGAGAAGUUUGAAGCGGCCCUGGCCAUUCACCUUUAUAAAGGAGGCAGACUUCUGCAAGGUAGCAGAAUUCCUUUUGGAAUCAUCUUUGGUGGGACAGAUAUAAAUGAAGACAUCAGAUGUGAAGAGAAACAUCGGAGAAUGGGAACAGUACUAGGAGAAGCCAGGUUUGCAGUGGCUUUCACGACGAAAAUGAAGGAACUGGCAGCAGCAGAGUGGCCAGAUGCUAGGAAGAAAAUAUAUGUCCAAACUCAAGGAAUUAAGACUACACCCAGUGAAACUUUUGACUGGUAUAGAUUUCUACAAAAUGCAGGCAUUCCUACAGAUGUGGACAAUUUACACAUUUUUCUUCUGAUAUGUGGACUUCGAAGAAUCAAAGAUCCUCUGUAUUUAGUAGAUGUAUUUUCAGACUGGCACAGAAAGGAACCCAGUGUCCAUCUGGGCAUAAUUGGACCUGCAGUUGAUCCACUUUUUACAAGUGAAGUCAAAGAAAAAGUUAAAAGGGCACCUGGAGUACAUUUGUUACAGGAGAUGUCACAAGAUGAUCUUCAUGCUGCUAUGAAAAGGUGCUUUGCUGUGGUGAACAGCUCCAUUUCAGAGGGAAUGUCUGCUGCAAUUCUGGAGGCAAUGGAUUUAGACAUUCCAGUGCUGGCAAGAAACAUUCCUGGGAAUGCAGCAAUAAUAAAACAUAAGGAUACAGGACUGCUAUUUUCGGAUCCCCAGGAGUUUGUCAUGCUGUCCAAGAGCUUGAUGAAUGACCCCAUUUUGAAAAGAGAAAUUGUAAGAAAGGCUAAGGACUAUGUGAAGAAACAUCAUUCAUGGGAAUGUGAAAGAAAAACCUAUCAGAAUCUUAUCCUAAGACUCCAGUGACCUGCAGGACUACAGCUGAUACGCAGCAGUCUGUAUCAAGUACUUUAAUCACAGAAAUGUAAUUAGAUUUUAGUUUCUUUUUGUUUCUUUUUAGAAGAGAUAGUUAGACACAUUAUUCUAUUUGAACAUACCAACAUCACAAGAGUUGCCCACUGCAGCAAACUAUCUAAUUCAUCUAAGUCAGCAUACUGUCUCUAGUGUACCAAUUCACUGCAGACCAGUAUAAUUCUGUAAGAUCACAAGGGAGAAACGUAGCAUCUCAGCAGUCACAAAACUUCUGUUGUUGUAAGGCCACAAAAAGGGGACAAUUUUUUGUGCAAGUGAGCACUCAGCCAAAUAGAACUGAUCUCAAAUGUUGUGAUCAUGCUGCAUCCUAAGAUGUCUGCAGUGAAGUAGCUGUUUUUCCUCCAAUUUUACCAAUCCAAACAUAUUCACUUUUGCAUAUGAUGCAUAUAUAAUGUUGCAAAGCAAACCCUAUACAUACCUGCAGUCAAAGUUUGUUACAUCUACAGAGUAUAACAUUAUCAAGGUGAAAUCUUUUUUUUUUUUUAAGAAUAAGAUUAACAUGUCUGCACCUUGAGAACAUGAUAAUCAGGGGACCAAAAAAAGCAACCAAGGUGUUGAUGCUUGAGGAGCCUGAAGUGAAUAGGGCAUGUUUUUACCUCCCUAUAGAUACUUGAUUUUUUCAAAUCAGCUAAUAUUUCCAAACACUGCCAAGCCUGCGCUUUUUCUUGGAUCCUGGGAGUAGAUGAGGAAGGCUGGCAGCUGUACUCAGCUUCAGAUUCCAGAACUGCACAGUACUGCCCUCUGCAGCAAGUAUCUCCUCACAGAUGGAGAUAUUUAAGUAAACUACCUCUUAGUCUAUCAGUGUCUCUGGUAGCUUAGUGCUUUACCUAUUUACAAACAGACUUUACAGCUGUUUAAAAAAAGGAGGGAAGAAAGGAAAAGUAUUUUCCAUUUGCUAUGUACUUGGUACUGUUCUUUCUCAUUUGUGGAUCUCAGGAUUUAUUGUCACAUAAUGUGGAAACCUAUUUUAAAUAGAGGCUUACCUGAGCUUAAAAGUCCUAACUAAGAGUCAUUCCUGACAGCCUAGUGGUUAUAUCUUUGAAUUCAUAAUUGCGUAUCAAAGGACUGCUACUUACAGAAAUAAGAGUGUCAUAUUUUAACUACUUAUUAUUGGAAGUGUUUGUUUUGUAUAGGCUUGAUCCAGCCCCUAUGAGACCCACCAGGAAGUUCUCUGUUGAUGUGAAUGACUUGUGUCAAGUGCUGGGGCUUUUCUGUUUUCAUUUUUUUGGUAGUAAUGAAGUUCACUAUAUGUUUUAAGCUUUCCACUUUAUUUUUGAUGCUUUGCAACUGCAACAAGUGGGACAGUAAACAAAAAAGGCAUUUGAGUAUUUCAUAUUUACUUCUCUAAAACUUUUCCCACUUUUAUUGUAAUAUGUUUCUGCUCAGCAUUUCCUGCAAUAAUGGCCUGAUUUGAAAUCUGAGAAUUGUUAUAGUCCUUUCUCAGUACAUUUGCCUAAAUAUUUCUGGAGCAUCCUUCAGCGUUCUGGGAUGUAAGUAAAUCUGCAUUAGUUCUGAAUUUAAGGGCCACCAGACUACCCCUGAAUAGUUUAUAAACCUGCGAUUGAAUGUCAGCCUAUCGGGUAUUCCCUACUGUUCUCAUGAGGGCCAGUAUUUCUUUCACUCCCCACUUAUGGGAUCAUGGUCUUCACUUUCUUCCAUAGCAACUACAUACUAAAGGAGGGACUCCUACAAUAUUGAUUUUUCAGCAUGCCUUAUGUGGUAUGGAACCAUUAUAGGCAAUAAAAACAAGACCCCUUGUAGCUAUGGAGCCUACUGCGGAGAGUCCUGCUACUUUCAAAACUUCUACUCCAAAGUUAAGCUGCUUGUUACACUUUGUGCAGGGGGGGAGCCCUAGGGAUCACCUUCCUCUAGUAUCUGUUGUCUUCUGUGAAGUACAGGUUGUUAAAAAACAAAUAAACAAACGCAUAAUGUAGGCUAGAUGUCAGCUAUACUUCUAAGCACUGAGAUAAUGGCAAAUGAUUAGAAAUGGUAGUGAUUAGAAAGCUUUUCUAAAAUGUGAUACGUUUAUUACUAAGCUUCAAGCAACUAAACACAGUGAACGUGAAUUUUCACUAUUUCCAGCAAAACAAAGUAUGUACAUGUGAGAAAUUCUCUUACGCCCUCAGAAUGUAAUUAACAUAUGAUUUUUUCAGGCUGUAUUUAAUCUAUAAAUAUGAAAUCUGCAUCUAGGAAACAGCAUGCUUAUUUGCAUGUGAUAAGCGUACCAGAAGCACAAACAACUCUUCUGCAAUAUACGCAUUAAAAAAAAAAAGAAAAGAAAAAGUGAGCCCUGAGGACUGUUUUACAGUUAUCAAUGGAGACAGUGUUCAUCAAUCAGGGGCAUUCAACUUUGAUAUCAUUUAUCACAUGUGCUUGUGUUCUGCAACAUGAAGCCUGUCUAUUAAGGUUAAAAGGCUGGGGCAACAACUGCUAGGGAAUUUCAGCACAAUAAACUGCAAUUGAAUUUAUGUUUUAAAUUUCAUCCAGUCUUAUGUUCAAGGCCCAUAAAUAUUCAAUAAGUCUUGUAUGUCCUUGUAAAGGAAAUAUUAGAUCCUGUACAGGCAAUUUUAGGUAUAAUUAUCUUUCAUACAACUUCACUCAAACGAUUUUAUAUUUAAGAGUAAUCCUUUUGUUGUCCUGCAGCCCUAAUUAUAGUAUUUAGCUUCUCCCUUCAAAGUCCCAUUCCUUAGCCUAGCACCUUUUCAAGCAAGGCACACCUCACUGGAAUACAAAUACAGCUCCAAAAAUAGCACUUUUUCUGUUCUCAGAAAAACCUGCAUUGUGCAUUUACCCCUGUGGCUAAAUCUGUAUUUCAGAACCUUGAAAUGUACUGUUAAUUAAUCCAAUUACAUGCAUUUUGUUUUGCAAUUAAUUCUGCCAUUGAAUCCACAGGAACUGAGUGAAAGCAGUGGACCUGUACAAUGGGUACUACUGUACUGGGUCCUUUCUUGGCACAAUUACUUCAGAAGUAGAGACAAUUUGGUAGCGUAUGGCAAAACUCAUCUAGAGCCUAUGGUUUGUAGAGCUUCCUGAAUUAGGAUUUCAUUUAAAGCAUGCAUAUUCUAGUUUUUUAAAGUUAGUUUCUGCAUUCCCAUUAUAGCCUUAACUGGUGUAGGAUUUAAGAACACUGUGAUUCUGAGUAUUUCUUGUGAUUCUUCCUGUAUUUGUUCUGAGUCAAAAAGUUCUUGUAGACUUAAACCGGCAAAGAUUUGUCACCUCCCAGCUGUGCUGUGUUGGCUCUGCUGUUCUGCCCAACAAGUGGGGCCAACAGCUGUACUCUGCUCCCUCUGCUUCAGCCCUGGUAGGAAGAGCAUUAACAGGCAACUAGUCUGACUCCAUCACAGAGCAUCUCCAGAGGAAGCAAGGGGUUCUUUCUUUCUUUCUAGAAGAAAUACAAAAUUUGUCAGACUAAUCCUAUGCCAAUACUGUCACUCAACAGUUGGCUCGGAAAGCUGGCCUCUGGAAAACAGAUUGUACUGAUCUCAACUAUCUUAAUUCACCAAUACCUAUAGCCUUCCAGGUGGCCUAUACAGUGUGCCUUAAGGGGAAUAAUCUAGUCCAGGGAAAGGAUUUGGUUAGGUAUCUGUAAGGAUUUAAAGAAAACAAAAGUCAGCCCUUCCUCUUCAGACUCAUUGCAGCCCAUUCUGAGAAACAUUUUGGAUUUUAGAAGUCAUGUCUGAAAUAAAAAAAAAAAGAAGCAGCUCUCAUGGGAAACCAGAAUAUUAACAUGGCUGUAAGGAUAUUAGCACAUUCUUUAAGUAUUUUAGAAAAAGUAAGUUUCCUCAGAUAUAUAUCUCCAAUAAUAAUUAAAUGAUAUGGCAUUUAGAGAGUUAACAUUUUAAAUUCAGCUUUUGCACAUGACAAAAAUUAACAGUGCUGCUGAGUGUUCUCAGGGAUGCCAGGAGUUUGCAGGACUCCUACACAUUCAGUUAUGAUCUUUUGGGGGGUUUUUUUGUUUUUUUUUUUUUUUUUGGAGGUGGGGGGUCGCUGAGAGGAAUCAAUGGAUUAAUUCAGAGCUUUCAAUCCGAUAUUGACAAUUGUGAUAGAAGGCUCAAAGCUACCAAAUUAGCAAAAGGUAGUUACUUGGUGAUCUCAAGGAAAUUAGUUUUUAUGUUUUGCUGUUAACCUAGUUGACAUACUAUGUCUUAAAGACAACCAUCAAAAGAAAAUGUUACACUGUAUAUUGGAAGAUUUAAAAGUAUUCCUGCUCUUUCUGUAAAUAUAAUUUUACCAUCAACUUAGCCUGAAUAUUAAAUGGCCUUGAACAUCUGCAAAGAA
Dromaius novaehollandiae (emu) is the source of this 5588-nucleotide messenger RNA. RefSeq names its product glycosyltransferase 1 domain containing 1 (gene GLT1D1). Gene Ontology annotation, molecular function: glycosyltransferase activity. The coding region runs from base 219 to 1244 and encodes 341 amino acids. The record is from RefSeq and is a predicted model, not a curated record. The transcript is spliced from 12 exons. NCBI's taxonomy places the organism in Eukaryota, Metazoa, Chordata, Aves, Casuariiformes, Dromaiidae.